Messenger RNA from Fukomys damarensis (Damara mole-rat), 3266 nucleotides. It is a transcript of the gene Nrbp2, whose product is annotated as nuclear receptor binding protein 2. Bases 24 to 1556 code for a protein of 510 amino acids. Gene Ontology annotation, biological process: endoplasmic reticulum to Golgi vesicle-mediated transport; intracellular signal transduction; protein phosphorylation. Gene Ontology annotation, cellular component: cytoplasm; endomembrane system. The record is from RefSeq and is a predicted model, not a curated record. NCBI's taxonomy places the organism in Eukaryota, Metazoa, Chordata, Mammalia, Rodentia, Bathyergidae. Gene Ontology annotation, molecular function: ATP binding; protein serine/threonine kinase activity. The transcript has 18 exons.
UCGCAGCCUGGGCCCGCUGAACUAUGGCGGCCCCGGAGCCAGCGCCAAGGCGGGGCCGGGAGCGGGAGAGGGAGGACGAGAGCGAAGACGAGAGCGACAUCCUGGAAGAGAGCCCGUGUGGCCGCUGGCAGAAGCGGCGAGAGCAGGUGAACCAAGGGAAUAUGCCUGGGAUCCAGAGCACCUUUCUGGCCAUGGACACGGAGGAGGGGGUAGAAGUAGUGUGGAAUGAGCUGCACUUUGGCGACAGGAAGGCUUUCUCCGCCCAUGAGGAGAGGAUCCAAACUAUGUUUGAGCAGUUGGCGCUGGUGGACCACCCCAACAUUGUCAAGCUGCACAAGUACUGGUUGGACUCGUCAGAGGCCAGAGCGAGGGUCAUCUUCAUCACAGAGUACGUGUCAUCGGGCAGCCUCAAGCAAUUUCUGAAAAAGACCAAGAAGAACCACAAAGCCAUGAGCACCCGGGCCUGGAAGCGCUGGUGCACGCAGAUCCUCUCUGCUCUCAGCUUUCUGCACGCCUGCAACCCCCCCAUCAUCCACGGGAACUUGACCAGUGACACCAUCUUCAUUCAGCACAAUGGCCUCAUCAAGAUCGGCUCUGUGUGGUACCGCAUCUUCUCCAAUGGGCUUUGCACUUCUGUAGAGCUCCCAGAUGAUCUCCGGAGCCCCAUCCGUACUGAGCGCCAGGAACUGCGGAACCUGCACUUCUUCCCACCAGAAUAUGGCGAGGUCGCAGAUGGCACUGCAGUGGACAUCUUCUCCUUUGGAAUGUGUGCGCUGGAGAUGGCUGUGCUGGAGAUCCAGGCUAAUGGAGACACCCGAGUCACAGAAGAGGCCAUUGCUCGAGCCAGGCACUCACUGAGUGACCCCAACAUGCGGGAGUUCAUCCUUUCCUGUCUGGCCCAGGACCCUGCUCACCGGCCUUCUGCCCACAACCUCCUCUUCCACCGUGUGCUCUUUGAGGUGCACUCACUGAAGCUAUUGGCAGCCCACUGCUUCAUCCAGCACCAGUGUAAGGGGCAGGCAGACCUCAUGCCUGAGAAUGUAGUGGAGGAAAAGACCAAGGCAAUGGACUUGCACGCCGUCUUGGCAGAAAUCCCUCGGCCCCACCAGCCUGCAAUGCAGUGGCGAUACUCAGAGGUCUCCUUCUUGGAGCUGGACAAAUUCCUGGAAGAUGUCAGGAAUGGGAUCUAUCCCCUGAUGAAUUUUGCUGCUGCUCGGCCCCUGGGGCUUCCCCGUGUGUUGGCCCCACCCCCUGAAGAGGCUCAGAAGGCCAAGACUCCAACGCCAGAACCCUUUGACUCAGAGACCAGAAAGGUAGUCCAGAUGCAGUGCAACCUGGAGAGGGGUGAAGACAAGGCGCGCUGGCAUCUCACACUGCUUCUGGUGCUGGAGGACCGGCUGCACCGGCAGCUGACCUAUGACCUGCUACCAACCGAUAGUGCCCAGGACCUUGCAGCUGAACUUGUGCACUACGGCUUUCUGCAUGAGGAUGACCGCAUGAAGCUGGCUGCCUUCUUGGAAACUACCUUCCUCAAGUACCGAAGGACCCAGUCCUGACCUGACCAACCCUGGAGGCCCGGCCCAGGUGCUGCCGGCUCAGGGUGAGCGACGUGGGGAAGAGUCCAGCACUGCUGGAGCUGUCCUCACCAGCAUGCCUGAGAGCCGAUGAACACCAGCCUGUCAGUGAGGACCCCCAACCUUCCCCAGCAGUGUGGGGCCCUGGCAUGCUAGUGGGGCCAGUGAGGGGCCAAGGGAGCCUGGGUGGGGUGGGGGAUGGGGGUUAGCCCUGAACAAAUCUCUGCCAAGGGAAUGGUUUCAUGUGGUCAGGGAGAGCAGCCAUACCUGGUUGGUGCCACAGUCAGGCUAGGAGCCUGGACCUCAAACCAGAUGGAGCCCUACAGGUGUCAGACACAGCAUUAGGCACCAGAGAGGGCCGGAACCAGCUGAAGAAACAGAAGGUAGAGGGCCUGGAGUUGAGGCCAUGGUCCACAAAACCUCUGGUCCCAUGCAGAACCACCCUGGAGCACCCUUCUGGCCUUCCACUCGUUCUGAGACCAGGACCUGUGCCCCCCACCCCCAUAACCCCUCCAAGAGGCUGUUUGUCUCUUAUUUUCCCUGACCUGGAGGGGUCAGAGGUCAGGAAUCUACCACAGCCCCAUCCUGAGACAGCUCCUCUGGAGCCCUGAGAAUGUGCAUUCCUGGCUCCCUAUCUCUUUCCCGCUCAACUACUGUUUCCACCUUAGACAUUUCAAUACCCUGGUGAAUUCUGCACACACAUGUACACACACGUGCACACACACACACAUAAUCCCUUGCUCUGAUCUCUUAGUUCCUGGGCUGUUUAACAGUCUUAAACAUUUUAAGUUGUUUAUAUAAAUUUAAUACAUCAGGUUUCUUAUUAAACAUUCCAAAUGUCAAAACAGGAAAGGUCUCUACUGUUAUUAGUUCUAGUACAUUGCCACUGUAAAAUUUAUCACAAAAUUGGUGGCUCAAAAUAUAAAUUUAUUAUAAAUUUGUCAGAAUAGGUCAAAAGUCUGAUAUGGGACUAAAAUUAAGGGGUUGGCAGGCUUCAUUUCUUUCUAGGGGACUUAGGGGAGAGUCCACUUUCGAUUAAUUUGGACUAUUGGCAGAUUUAUUCACUGCCUCGCAAUGCUAGGGCUAAGAUCCCCAUUUUCUUACUGGCUGUCAACUGAAGACCAUUCUCAGCUUCUUGAGGCUGUUCACAUUCCUUGGCUCUCUCUCUGCCUUCAAGGCCUGCGGCAGCAGGCCAAAUCUUUGUCUUAAGUCAGCUGGUUAUCUGCUGCCAGAAAAGUUCUACAUAAGGACUGCUAUGAUUAGGGUGGGUCCACCUUGAAAACCUAGGAUAAUCACCUUAAAGUCUAUAAGAUUAAGCACUACUACAAAGUACUUUCUGCCAUGUAAGCUAACACUCACUGGCUCCUGUGGUUAGAGAAUGGGCAUCAUGAGGGUGGUGAGAUUUUGCCUAGAAUACCAUCCUAACCAAAAGCCAAAAAACCAAAACAAAACUGCCAAGGCAUAUCAAAUUAAAUGAACAAUUAUAGUGAAUCACAAGUUAUCUUAAACAUCCAAUACUAUUUACAACAUUUUUAAAAAUUUCAUACCUUUCAACUUAAAAUGCAGAUUUCAAAUAACUUACACAGUCUAGGAGGGAAUCCUACUGUUAAGCUGUCUGAUUGUGCAUGGUCAUGUUGAGUGGCAAACACAUAACAGAUUGUACCAGUGAUUAAACUGAACUUAAAAGCAUCA